UAGGGCUUUGACAGAGGGCAUGGCGCUGGCUCAAAUGCAUGUGCCGCUCAUGCGUCUCGGCGGUUCCAAGCCCGCCGGACGCAACAGCAGGAGCAGCAAAAUCUCUAAUCCGAAGAAGGCUGCCAAGGAGGAGCUCGUCACUGUGCUCCAUUUUCCCAGGAAACCAAUGGAGGAGGAAAUCGAGAAGGAAUCCAGCACUGCGAGUAGCGAUAGGUAUUCAUAUCUCAGCGAUGGUAAGCUCGACAAAUUCCACAGGCUUCGCUCUCCCAGAGCUGCUCGAGAGCUCUCCUUGUGUGUGUUAUAUGCGGGAUUGGUGUCUGGCAGUGAUCCAUUGGAAGUUUUAGAAGAUCGAAUGCAAGCUAGAAGAGAGCGUGUUGAUGAGAAGGUACUGCACCAAUACGAUCAUGACGCCAAGAGCGGCGAGCCUCUCUAUGUGAGCAGUGAAAGCGAAGCCAAAGAACUGGAAUUCCAGCAAGAACAACAGUCAGAAAUUGAUGCGGCGCUACUAACUGCUCAUCCUUAUGUAGUUUACAAUAAGUUUGUUCUAAGUCUUGCGGAGAAGAUCAUAAAAGCGACCUCAGAGGGACGGGAAAAACAAGAAGCAGUUGUCAAAGAGCUUCUUCCCUCGACAUGGAAGGACGAGGGCAAUGGAAAACUCCUUGAAACAACAAUUAUGCACAUGGCUAUUGCAGAGAUAGAGGUGCUGGGGACAUCUCCAAACAUUGUCAUUAACGAGGCCGUGGAGCUUGCCAAGAGAUUUUGCGAUGGCUUUGCCCCACGAGUGGUGAACGGCUGCCUCGGGAAUUACUUCCGCAGCCGACAACCGCGCCGUAACAUGUCUCCUGUUGCCAAGGGCCUGCAAGCAUCCUCGAGCGCCUCGCUUUACGAGAGUAUUGGCUGGAAGGAUGAAUACGAGGACUGAUUGACAGUUGUUUCUCUGGGAAAAGAGGAGGAAGGGGAAGAAGGAAUCGCUUCGCAGCACGCACUCCGGUGGGUUUGUUGUUAUACUUUUUUGAAGUCUACAGAGCUCAAAAAAUUUCCAGACGGCCCAUCCGCCAGCCAGCCAGUACAAGGGAGGCAGCAGGGGGCCAUGCUUUGCUACUAGCUACAAGCAGACACAAGGACGGUUGUUUUCUAGCUAGCUACUUGGAUCUCCAGUUGGUGCUCGCUCCAACAAAACUUAUAGCAGACACCACGGGGGGUGAAUAUGAGUCGGACACCAGCAGCUCCUUCAACUCUUGGGCUGAAAACAAGUUGAAUCGAGCUGGAGCCAGCCAAAGCGGCCAACCAGCCAGCCAGCUC
Selaginella moellendorffii is the source of this 1302-nucleotide messenger RNA. Its product is annotated as transcription antitermination protein NusB. Lineage: Eukaryota; Viridiplantae; Streptophyta; Lycopodiopsida; Selaginellales; Selaginellaceae. Gene Ontology annotation, cellular component: chloroplast. Bases 20 to 922 code for a protein of 300 amino acids. Gene Ontology annotation, biological process: regulation of DNA-templated transcription; DNA-templated transcription termination. The record is from RefSeq and is a predicted model, not a curated record. The transcript is spliced from 7 exons. Gene Ontology annotation, molecular function: RNA binding.